AUGGAAAGUAGAACCAUUCUUGAUGCUCAGAUAAGCGCAUCUUCACAGAUGGAUAGCAACCACUCUGCAUCACAUGCAAGGCUGCAUUUGCAAGCAGAUGGGAGCACAUCUGGCGGCUGGUCUGCUCUCACAAAUGAUGUCAACCAAUGGCUUCAGGUGGAUUUCGGUAGCUAUACGCUAGUUACACGGAUAGCGACCCAAGGGGAGAAUGGAUACAGCAACUGGGUGACCAAAUACAAGUUAAAGUACAGUGAUGAUGGUACUACCUUCCAGUUUUACAAAGACGUCGGAGGUACAUCUCCAAAGGUAAUCAGUGAUCAGCAUCAAAUUUCUACUUGUGAUGUCAAUGCUUUGUAAAAACAGAGUGUUCAUGAGAAUUACGGACAUGAUCACACAAGAUGAAUUUGCUUGAUAUUUUAAUUAGGGUUAAGCAGUGCCUUUUAUAGAUUAGGGUUAAGCGCUGCCUUUACAGAUUAGGGUUAAGCACUACCCGUAACAGAUUAGGGUUAAGCACUUCCUUUACUGACAAGAGUUAAGCACUGUUUCGAAACUGGUUACGUUCUUUUUUUGGAUCGGGGUUGAUUCAAAAUGUACUUACAUUAUUUCCCUCUCAUCCAGCAAAUCCUUAGUGGUCUAGUGGUUAGCGUGAUGUACUGGUACUUCUGGUCUUGAGUUCGAAUCCUGCUGCCCAUCAUUACAAAACGUUUUUCUCUCAGACUUGUACUUUCAUGAACAUUUCCAGCCUGAAAUGUCAUCUAAGUGUGAUAUAAACUGCAGAAAACACUUCUUCCUUGUAGGGCAGAAAUGGGCUACGGCCGAUGGGAUCUAAUGCUGACCAAGCUGCACUUCUGACCUCAUCGGUUGAUUAAUCACAAAAUUCUUCCAAAUUUGGUCAUCAGUAGCUGGUUAUGGUGAAUUAUGCGUGUACUUUUAGCCAAUCAGAAUCGGGGAAAUAUUUUGAAUGAAUAAUAAUCAGUUUUAAAGUCGAUCUCCAGGGAUUAUUAUGAAAACACAGUUUUAUCGUAACUUUCAGGUGUUUAGUGGAAACACAGAUAGUGAGGCGGUUGUGUACAACAAACUUCCAUCGUCGAUCAAGACACGCUUCAUUCGUCUUUUGCCAACGCAGUGGAGAAAUCAGAUUUCAAUGAGGAUUGAAGUUUACGGUUGUCCA
Porites lobata is the source of this 1171-nucleotide messenger RNA. The record is from the annotation of a GenBank genome assembly. Lineage: Eukaryota; Metazoa; Cnidaria; Anthozoa; Scleractinia; Poritidae.